AUAUGAUAUCAGAGUUUCUAUUUUCCCCGUAUAACCAAAUCACACUGCCCGUUCUGUUACCUAUCUUUUCGGCUAUCCUCGAUCGACACCGUACCCACCAUCAAAUGCGCCACCGCGAGACCGGCCGGCACCCGAAAUUUCAUGGCGAACGGCGGCGCGUGGCAAUCUCACACAUGUGACGAAGUUUCGCCAUCGGACGCUCAGGCGGCGCGUGACGGCGCAUGCGGCGGCGGCGGCAGGAGCUUUUUCCGGCGUCUUGCUCGGAAUUUGAUUUUGUCUCUCAUGAUGGAUGUCCAUGUUCCGAUUAAUAUUACUUUUGAUCUGUCACCACCACCAGAUGCUGACACUACUUCGACCUCGGACCCUAUCUUCACCUCGCCGUUCCAUUUGGGUUCUUUCGUGAGGCGUAUGCGGAUCCGUUGUGGCGGCAGACCAUGUCUGAGGAGUUACAGGAUUUGGAGAAAACCCACACUUAAAAUAUGGUUGAUCUUCCUCGAGGCAAGAAAUCUAUCGACUGUAAGUGGAUAUUCCGGAUCAAAACACACUUUUAUGGAUCCAUAGAGUGCUACAAGACUCGUUUGGCAGCUAAAGGCUACACUUAGGAGUACGGUAUCGACUAUGAGGAGACUUUUGCUCCCGUUGCACGUCUCACCUCCGUUCGCUAUCUUAUAGCUAUCGUUGCCGCUCGUUACUGGCCCCUACAUUAGCUCGAUGUGAAGAAUGCAUUCCUGCAUGGUGAUCUAUCUGAGGACAUCUACAUGUCUCCUCCUCUGGUUUUCCCACAUCCUCCAAGGUAUGUAAACUACAUCGUGCUCUAUACGGUUUGAAACAGGCACCCUAAGCUUGGUUUUCGAAUUUAGCUCUGCUCUGCUCCAGCUUGGAUUUACUUCCAGCUAUCAUGAUUCUACUUUAUUCACUCGACGCCGGUCCGUUGGUGUUACUAUACUGUUACUUUAUGUGGAUGACAUGCUUAUCACAAAAGCUGAUCAAUCCGGCAUCUCUGAACUAUAGGAUCAUCUCCACAACCACUUUGAAGUGAAGAGCUUGGGGCCUCUUCGGUACUUUCUCGGUCUUGAGAUCUCGGACACCUCCGACGAGUACUAUCUUUCUCAAGCUAAGUAUGCCUCUGGCCUUCUGUCUAGAGCAGGUCUUACUGACUUUAAGACCGUGCCUACGCCUCUUGAGUUUGACUGUCGCCUUACUCCAAUUGAUGGUGCCCCUCUUGACGAUCCUACCUUAUAUCAGCAGCUGGUGAGAAGCCUGAUAUAUCUGACUGUUACUUGACAUGACAUUGCCUAUGUUGUUCAUAUCGUCAGUAAGUUCAUGUCCACUCCUCGAACGACUCAUUACCCUGUUGUUCUGCGGAUUCUUCAAUAUGUCAAAGACACUCUUCUCCAUGGUCUCCAUUAUUCAGCUCGCUCGUCCUUGGUUUUAACUGGGUACUCUGAUGCUGAUUGUGCGGGAGAUCCCACCGAUCGUAGCUCAACUAUUGACUUUUGUUUCUUUCUCGGUGAUUCGCUUAUUUCUUGGCACAACAAGAAACAGACGGUCGUCUCCCGGUCCAGUGCGGAAUCCGAUUAUCGAGCUCUUGCCGAUACUACUGCCGAGCUUCUAUGGCUUCGAUGGCUACUGGCUGAUCUCGGUGUGUCUCAGCCCUCUGCUACCACUAUUCAUUGUGACAGUCAGAGUGCCAUGAAGAUUUCGAUGAAUGAUGUUUUUCACGAGCGUACGAAACACAUUGAGAUCGAUUGUCACCUUGUCCGUCAUCGCAUUGCUAACGGCAACGUCUCCUGAUGGCUUCACCAAGCCUCAUUUACCCAGCCGCUUCCAGUCGUUCUUGAGCAAACUCAAGCUGGUUUCCACACUCCCACCUUGAAUUUGAGGGGUAUGUUGAUAUAUAUUGUAAUAAAUAU
Messenger RNA from Andrographis paniculata, 1913 nucleotides. RefSeq lists its product as uncharacterized. NCBI's taxonomy places the organism in Eukaryota, Viridiplantae, Streptophyta, Magnoliopsida, Lamiales, Acanthaceae. The transcript is spliced from 3 exons. The coding region runs from base 142 to 561 and encodes 139 amino acids. The record is from RefSeq and is a predicted model, not a curated record.